AUGGCAGCCGUCGGUGUGCUUUCAGAAACCGCCGACCUCAAAAACGGCAUGAAUGGCUCCGUCGCCAUCGAGGAACUACCUCAGAGCAACCCCGAAUUCCUCGAGCUCUCUCCUGCUAUAAAUGCAGGGAGAGAUACGAUCCCUCCAAAGCAGCGAAAUGGGGAAAAGGGGUACUACCGCAACGAAGAACUUGGUGGGCCCAUCCACUCGGAGAGGUUCAUGCGGAUCAUCGUCAUCGGUGCAGGGGCAUCUGCACUCUGUUUUGCCUACAAGCUUCAACGUUCCUUCGAAAACUUCUCCCUGCGGCUGUACGAGAAGAACGCUGAGAUCUCCGGAACUUGGUUCGAAAACAGGUAUCCUGGGUGCGCAUGCGACGUCCCGGCUCACAACUACGGCUACUCGUGGGAGCCCAAGCCCGACUGGUCUGCAGUUUAUGCCGGAAGCGCAGAGAUUAAGGAAUACUUCAAGUGGUUUGCAGCCAAGUACGACUUGAACAAAUACAUCAGCGUCAAUCACGAAGUGUGCGAGGCCCGGUGGCUUGAAGGCGAGGGUCAGUGGGAGGUGAGAGUGAAGGACGCGACUACGGGGCAAGUAGCCACCGACGUCUGUGAUAUUCUGAUAAACGGGUCGGGUAUAUUAAACAACUGGAAAUGGCCAAGCAUCCCGGGCCUACACGACUUCAAGGGGACUCUUCUUCACAGCGCCAACUACGAUGAGUCCGCCGACCUUACUGGAAAACGCGUCGGCUUAAUCGGCAACGGGUCCUCCGGAAUUCAGAUCCUGCCGGCUAUCCAACCACAGGCGAAAUCAGUCACCACGUUUUUGAGAACGCCGACCUGGGUGACUCCGCUCCGGGGCUUCGAGCAGCACUCGUACACGAAGCAGGAAAAGGAAGACUUUGCAACCAAACCCGGGGUCCUACUCAGCUGGAGAAAACAAACGGAAAGCAACGUGAACAACAUCUACGCCAUGUUCCUCAUGGGCAGCAAACUACAGGAGAGCACAAAACGACGCGUCACAUUGCAAAUGAAGUCGAAGCUGUUCAAACCGGAGCUACGGGAGAAGCUGAUUCCGGAGUGGAGCUUUGGAUGCCGGCGGAUGACACCAGGAAUCAACUAUCUCGAAUCCCUUCAGGCCGAGAAUGUCGAGGUGGCGUUCGGUGACAUCGACCGCAUCACCGCGACCGGCUGUGUCGCCGGCGGGAAGGAACACGUCCUCGACGUGCUCAUCUGUGCGACAGGUUUUGACGUCUCCUUCCGACCUCGCUUCCCGAUCAUUGGACUUGGCGGGCAGAACCUCCAGGACCUCUGGGCCGAGGAGGCACACUCGUACAUGGGCGUCGCCGCUCCGGCACAGCCCAACUACCUGCACUUCCUCGGACCAAACUGCCCUAUCGGAAGUGGGCCUCUAAUUGGCGCCAUCGAAGCGCAAGCGGAUUACAUGCUCCGCUGGUGCGACCGGUGGCAGACAGAGAACCUCCACUCGUUCACGCCCAAGCUAUGCGCCAUCGAGGACUUCACCCGCCGCACCGACUUCUUCAUGCGGGACACCAUCUGGCGGGACAGCUGCCGGAGCUGGUACAAGUCACACACGGUGUCCGGGCGCGUCUCGGCGCUGUGGCCCGGCAGCUCGCUGCACUACUUUGAGGCGAUGCAGCACACGCGCGCCGACGAUUGGGAGGUCGAGUAUAGGGGGAACAGGUUCGACUGGCUGGGCAACGGCUUCAGCCAGACCGAGUGCGACGACACGUGCGAUUGGGGCUAUUACAUCCGGGACCAUGACGAUUCUCCUUACCUGAGCAAGGGGAAGGCGAGGAAGGUGUUGACCAAGAGCGGCACCGUGAAGCGCGAGGCUGAGGAGCUGGAUGAGGAUGAUCCGAACUGGAAGGCGUGGUGUUAA
Molecule: messenger RNA, 1899 nt
Organism: Phialemonium atrogriseum
Lineage: Eukaryota; Fungi; Ascomycota; Sordariomycetes; Cephalothecales; Cephalothecaceae
Exons: 3
Coding region: 1-1899 (632 amino acids)
Molecular function (GO): NADP binding; flavin adenine dinucleotide binding; N,N-dimethylaniline monooxygenase activity
Source: RefSeq, a predicted model, not a curated record